Lentinula edodes (shiitake mushroom) is the source of this 2918-nucleotide messenger RNA. RefSeq names its product fungal-specific transcription factor domain-containing protein. The transcript is spliced from 8 exons. NCBI's taxonomy places the organism in Eukaryota, Fungi, Basidiomycota, Agaricomycetes, Agaricales, Omphalotaceae. The coding region runs from base 231 to 2918 and encodes 895 amino acids. The record is from RefSeq and is a predicted model, not a curated record. Gene Ontology annotation, molecular function: DNA binding; DNA-binding transcription factor activity, RNA polymerase II-specific; zinc ion binding. Gene Ontology annotation, biological process: DNA-templated transcription; regulation of DNA-templated transcription.
CUUCUUUCCUCAACGUUACGACGACGACAUACCGCCUGGAAGUGUUGAGAGUUUUUCCCAUUUCUCAGUGGACUAGCCAUACAUUCUCGAAGCUUUUGACGGAACCUACCGCUUGCGAUUUGUCACCACGAUCACUUGAUAGCGUACACCACAAGAGUACAUAUAUAUCAAUUCUCAUGUUCCUGGAGCUAGCUUCUUAAACCUCUCCAGCUUGACUCUGUGCGACCAUCAUGCCUCCAAUUACCACUGCUGAUACGGCUGCUGAACAGCCCAGUUCAUCUAUACUCAAGGAAAGAAGAUUCAAGUUAAGCAGAGCAUGCGACAGAUGUCGACGUCGAAGAAUUAAGUGUGAUGAGGGACAUCCUUGCCAGGCGUGUCUAACGGCGAGUUCCGCUUGUACUUUCGAGGAACCUGGGAAGAGAACUCACCCUCAUAAAUCCAAGCGUACAGCAACUCUUGAAGACCGGAUGCAUCACCUUGAAACCUUGAUACAAGCGAUUCCUCCCGCAGUCUUCGCGGCAGGUGGAAACCCAGCACCCAAUCCUCUUAACCCGCCACAAUCUGAUACUCCAAACGCUGCUACCGCUGUACCGUUCAUGUAUCCUAGCUUUCCUUCAGGGAUACCUCCACCAUCGUUGCACGUCUUUCCUCUUACCAAUCCGUCCACUCAUUUCACACCGGAAUUGAAGCCGGAUGAUAUGCAACAAUCGAGCCCCUUGAGCUCUUUCCAAACAUUCAUGGGUAGCUUCUAUAAUACUCAGAAUGCUUCCAACUCCGAACAACUUGCAGAAGAAGCUUCGAGACUUUCCCUGACUGCUUCAUAUCUCUAUUUUGACGAUGAAGGCUAUACGAGAUGGCAAGGAGAAACUUCUGGGCUUCCCUUGCUCGAUCUUCUGAUUGAACGCAAAGCCCCAGAGUCAGCCACGGUGACCAGUAUUCCUUCUGAAGCAUCCCCUACAGACGCUCCAACCGCUAAUUCGGAUUGGUUUCCGAAUCGUAGCCUUCGGAGAACAGAUGUCAAUCCUCAAACCCUUUGGAGAAUGAUCACCUCCGUCAUUCCCCCAGAUCUCAUGGACAGUCUCGUUCAAUGUUACCUUUCUACAUCAUAUUACAUAUUGCCGUUCCUUCAUGUCCCUAGUUUUCUCUCGGACUACGGAAAUCCGCAAAAAUGGGGUGAGCCUGGUUUUGCAACCUUUAUCGUGGCCAUCUGCUGUUUAGCUUCGCGACAUAUGGACGAUCCCCGAGUUCGCGCCAAUCCUACAGAUGGGAUAUCAGCUGGGACACAUUGGUUUGAAUUACUCGGGCGGCUUCGCACGCUGCCAAUUGCUGACCAACCCACCCUUUACACGAUUCAAGCCGACCUUGUUGCUGCUGUCUACGCCGUUGGCCUUGGACGACUGUCUAGAGCUGCUGCACUCCUUUCGGAAGCUGUCACUGUGUCUAUUGAUGCUGGCCUACACAGGUCUGCAGAUACGUAUGAUCUGUUUGACCCCAUCGAGGACGAGAUUCGAAAACGCACGUUCUGGUGCGUUUAUAUCUGGGACAAGCAGCUCAGUGCACAUUUUGGUCGCCCGCCUAUCAUUCGCUUGAGGGAUUGCGAUGUGGCGGAGCCGGCGGCGGUCGACGACGAGUUCAUCACGAAAGAUGGCCUUGGUGUACCGCCGCUUGGAACUGAAUGUCGCAUGACUGCCUUCAUUUCUGCCAUCCGAAUCAUGACUGUGUUAGAAUCAGUCACCGACGUCCCGCCCAUUAAACAAUCCUCUUCUCCCUUCCUUGCACGAGCUACCGCAAUGCUAACAGGAAUGAAAAUCUUCAAUGACUUGCGUGAUGAGGAGGCGCUGCUGGAUGAGAUUCACAACAGUAUUCCCGCUUAUUGGGCUCAUUCCACCGAAACUCUGGCCAGUGACGACACUAUUCGCGUUACACAGGCUCAGAGAAUCCACUCCGCUGAACAAUUUGUACGGAUGUUGAUAUACAGACAUCGUUUCACGAAGCGGGUAGCGGAAAGGAUGAACGGGGACGAGGACCAAAAGCAGAAACAGAGUAAUGAGGAGAGGGAUGCUAUGAUGUCUGCUCAUGCUUCUGCGCUAAAAAUUAUAGCUGCUCAUGUACAUAUUGCUGGCAAGGGUUUAAUGACUUACUUUGGUGUCCAUGUAAUUCAUCAGUUAACCCAAGCGGGAAGGACAUUGGUUGCCAUCCUGCUCAAUUGCAAGUCUGACGUGAUGCAGCCAUUGAUAUCACCCGGCCUCGACGCUUUGCGGUCUUGUGUUGCUCUACUUCGCAGGUUCAGUGGACGUUAUGUCUGUGGAAUACGCUCUGGAGAUCUUCUGGAAGAGUUUUGUCGAUUGACCGAAAUUCCCCUUGAACCCACCAGACAAGGUAGUCCCCAAAAUGACAGCCGUCCCGCGUGGAUCAGGCCAGUACGCAAGAAAACUCUUUCUUCCGCCACAAGAUCAAGUCAAAGUGGGGAUUCGCCCUCGCAACUUGACAACAGUAGUCCAGAAGCUUUCUCUCCUUCGGAUUUUUUCAUGGACCCUCCAAAACCGGCGACGUUCCAGGCCGGGCCCCAAGCCCUUCCUCUCAAUGGGGUUGUUCCGAUUUCCACUACCACUAAUUCGUUCGGCAAUAAUGGCCCUGAUCAGCAACAGCAACAACGGUCUCCAUCAUCGCAGUCAUUCCUAGACCCUUCUGCUAUGGAUUUGAGUUCCCAAUUAUACUUAUCUCACGUCGAUAUGAUGAACAUGUUUGGUGACAACGGGGUGGGAGGAGUGGAUGUCGCUCAGAUGUUUACACCCGAGUUCAUUCGUGCUCAACAGAUAUCUACGCCGACACCUGGCCAAAAUGGGAUCGACAUCGGGCAGGCGAAUGGCGGUAGCCUCCAUUCUGGUUUCUCAAAACUCAGUGUCCCUUCGCCGUAA